Messenger RNA from Rhinopithecus roxellana (golden snub-nosed monkey), 5144 nucleotides. RefSeq names its product zinc finger protein 496 (gene ZNF496). The record is from RefSeq and is a predicted model, not a curated record. Gene Ontology annotation, molecular function: RNA polymerase II cis-regulatory region sequence-specific DNA binding; DNA-binding transcription factor activity, RNA polymerase II-specific. Gene Ontology annotation, biological process: regulation of transcription by RNA polymerase II. Lineage: Eukaryota; Metazoa; Chordata; Mammalia; Primates; Cercopithecidae. The coding region runs from base 1042 to 2793 and encodes 583 amino acids. The transcript is spliced from 12 exons.
GGAGAAGGAGAACAGCGGAGAAAAGAGCCCCGGGCCGACCUUCCGGGCCGGCGGGCCCGCGGGAAGGACCGGGCGCGGCGACGUGGCUGACCUACAAAGCCCCCGGCCCGGCGGCCAGGCCCAGGCGCGCGCGGAGCUGGGCGGGCCGGGGGUGUCGGAUGUCACCCCCAGCGCACACCUCGGCCGGGGGGCGGGGGAGCGAACCACUGAGAUGCGAAGACCUCCCCGGUCCUAGAGCGGAGCAGGAAGUGUCCCAGGGGAGGGAGCCGGAGGGCUCCGGCCUUUCCUUUCCUCGGCGUCCGGCGGGCUCCGGCAGCGGCCAGGCCUGCGCCGCCCGCCAACAGGGACGAGCCGCGGCGGCGCCUCCAUUUGCCCCCGAGCCGAGCCGUGGCUUUCCGGAUGAUCGGGAGACGCGGUGUGGACGGGCCGGGAAAGGAGCCGGGCGCCUGCGGAGACGCCGCCUCAGCGAGUACGCCCGGCCGGGCGGGCUGGGAGGAUGAGGACUGCUGCCCUGGACUUCCGCCGCCACGGGAGGGCUUUCGGCCGGACGCCGGGAGGGAGCUCCAGGCUGUGAGGCAUCUCCUCCGAGCCUCCGACGCGCCAGGUGCCGCCGUGACAAAGACGGACGCGGCCGUCUGGUUGGAGACGAUCCGAGUGGCAGCCCGGGUGGGCGCCGGUGCUCCGGGGGGGCGGACCUGAGUAGUCCUGGGCGCUGCAGCUUUUCUGGCAUCACUUGUCUUCCUGUGAAAUGGGAGUGAGGCCCGAGUCCCCCUUGUGAGCUGUUGGAGGUUAAGACGCGGCCACGCUGGACAACCUCCUGCAGAUGGAGGAGUGGCAGGCACUGCCGGUCCUAAGGAUCACAGAGGCCUGAUGGCAGAGAAGGGCACUCUCUAUUUUUAAAGGUCUUAAGAACAACAACAGUGACUUCGGCUCCAGAACUUCAAUAUAGUGGCCUGCUUGGCCUGCCCAUCUCGGGUCUCUCCAGGAGGACCCAGCCACUUAAGGGUCGUCUUCUGCUGCUGACCCCCAUCAAAUCCCAUCAUGCCCACAGCCCUGUGCCCCCGAGUCUUGGCUCCGAAGGAGAGUGAGGAGCCCAGGAAAAUGAGGAGUCCACCUGGAGAGAACCCUAGCCCCCAGGGGGAGCUUCCCAGUCCCGAGUCCUCUCGGCGCCUCUUCCGCCGUUUCCGCUACCAGGAGGCGGCAGGCCCCCGGGAGGCCCUGCAACGCCUCUGGGACCUGUGCCGGGGCUGGCUGCGGCCUGAGAGGCACACCAAGGAGCAGAUUCUGGAGCUGCUGGUGCUGGAGCAGUUCCUGGCCAUCCUGCCCCGGGAGAUCCAGAGCUGGGUGCGGGCGCAGGAGCCUGAGAGCGGAGAGCAGGCUGUGGCCGCGGUGGAGGCACUGGAACGGGAGCCCGGGAGACCCUGGCAGUGGCUCAAGCACUGUGAAGACCCUGUGGUGAUUGAGGAUGGGGACAGCCCUCUGGACCAGGAGCAGGAGCAGCUGCCAGUAGAGCCCCACGGCGACCUUGCAAAGAGCCAAGAUGCCCAGCCCAUAGCCCUGGCACAGUGCCUGGGGCUCCCAAGCAGAGCACCAAGCCAGCUCAGCGGGGAUCCAGUUCUGCAAGAUGCUUUCCUUCUUCAGGAAGAGAAUGUGCGGGACACACAGCAGGUGACCACCCUCCAGCUACCCCCGAAUCGGGUUUCUCCAUUCAAGGACAUGAUUUUAUGCUUCUCUGAAGAGGAUUGGUCCCUUCUAGAUCCUGCCCAGACUGGCUUCUAUGGAGAGUUCAUCAUUGGGGAGGAUUGCGGGGUCUCAAUUCCUCCAAACGAGCUAGCUGCCCAGCCGGAUCUCUCCCAGAGAGAGGAGAAUGAGCCACGCGUUCCAGAGCUGCAGGAUCUCCAGGGGAAAGAAGUGCCCCAGGUCUCCUACUUGGACUCUCCAAGUCUCCAGCCAUUCCAGGUAGAAGAAAGGAGGAAACGUGAGGAGCUGCAGGUGCCAGGGUCCCAGGCCUGCCCGCAGACGGUGGUGCCUCAAAACACCUACCCAGCUGGCGGCAACCCGCGAUCUCUAGAGAACAGCCUGGACGAAGAAGUGACCAUCGAGAUCGUUCUGUCCAGCUCUGGGGAGGAAGACUCCCAGCACGGCGCGUACUGCACAGAGGAGCCGGAGAGCCCCAAAGAGAAGCCGCGCAGCCUCCCCGCCUCCCACCGGGGCAGCGCCGAGGCCGGGGGCGACGUGCAGACCUCCAAGAAGUCCUACGUGUGUCCGAACUGUGGGAAAAUCUUCCGCUGGAGGGUCAACUUCAUCCGACACCUGCGAAGCCGCAGGGAGCAGGAGAAGCCGCACGAGUGCUCAGUGUGCGGGGAGCUGUUCAGUGACAGCGAGGACCUGGAUGGGCACCUGGAGAGCCAUGAGGCCCAGAAGCCUUACCGGUGUGGUGUCUGCGGGAAGAGCUUCCGACUCAACUCCCACCUGCUCUCCCACCGGCGGAUACACCUGCAGCCGGACAGACUCCAGCCGGUGGAGAAGAGAGAGCAGGAGGCGGACGAGGGUCCCAAAGAGCCGCUGGAAAAUGGCAAGGCCAAGCUGAGCUUCCAGUGCUGUGACUGUGGGAAGGCCUUCCAGCGGCACGACCACCUGGCUCGGCACCGCAGCCACUUUCACCUGAAGGACAAAGCCCGGCCCUUCCAGUGCCGGUAUUGCGUCAAGAGCUUCACGCAGAACUAUGACCUCCUCCGCCACGAGCGCCUACACAUGAAGCGCCGUUCCAAGCAGGCUCUGAACUCCUACUGAGCCUGCCCACCUGGGGCGGCCUCACCCUGGCUGGUGCUGCCCCCUCACAUUGGUACUGAUCAGCGCCCCCACCCAGGACGCCCCUUCCCCAGGAUAGAGAGCACACCUCCCUCCUGGCCUUGCUCUCAGGUAGUGAGCGUUCGGGCGGCACCGUGGGAGCACUCUCCCUCCCCCAGGUGUUGAAAGAGUGGCCGAGUGUUCUGUUUCUGCUGUGCCAAAAACGGGGGGAUGUGCCACCACCAGGUUGGACAUGCCAGGUGUUCUGCGUCUUAGAGACCCCUGCCCCAUGCUCCCCAAGCUCAGGGAGUAAAACUGGGUUAUCCCCCGUCGGGGCGGCACCCUGGUCACCAGCCAAACCUCAGUAUACUCCCUUCCUUCCCUGUCUGAACGCUAGGAUCUGCUCCUGAAGCUCCAGGGUGCCUGCACUUCCACUGAGAAGCUGCUGGAGGGUGUUGGACUGGAGGAAGGAAGAAGGCAGGGUGGGACUGACGGGUUCAGUGGAGAGCAGGGUCAGGCACACUGAGCCAGACGUGUCAUGUCUGUGCCCAAGAUGCGUGGCCAUCAGGUAGGCAGGAGCACCCCACAGAUCCAAGAUCAGGCAGCCCUUUUGGGCUUGGAGUCUGUGGCAGGGGUCUGCAGAGCUCCUUCUUGAGGUUUGGAAACAGUCAUCAUACCUUUUGAUUUUCCAGAGGGCCAGUUACUAAGGAUCUGGAGCUCACCAAAAACAAAGCUUACAUUUUAAUUUGUGUUGCACACCCACCCCAUAGUGUCUUUAUACCCCAGAGAUCCUUGGUAAAUGCUUGCGGGUUGGAAGCUGAGUGGUCAUCGUUUAAAAGGCACUUAAGUCCCUUCUUCCAAUCUGUCCUGUCUGGGAAUGUGGAGCUCAGCCCCCAGUGAGGGGUUCUUCUGUCCUGUGAGCCAAGCUCCAGAACAGAACCUUCCCCGACAUCACACUUUACGUAUUAGCUUGGAGUGCUGGUGUGUCCAUUUUCUAGGUCUGUUGUCACGAAGUACCGCACACUGACUGGCUUAGAACAACAGGAGUGUAUUCCCUGACAGUUCUGGGAGCUGCACAUCCAAGAUCAGGAUGUCCUCAGGGUUGGUGCCAUCCGAGGGCUGUGAGGGAGAAGUGGCUUCGUGCCUUUGCUGGCAGUUGCCGUUCCUUGGUGUGUGGAAGCGUCACCCACUCUCUGCCUUCAUCUCCACAUGGCACUCUUGCUGUGGCGUGUCUGUCCCCAAGCCUCCCUUUGUUUAAGGACACCAGUCAUGUCAGAGUAGAGCCCAUCCCACCAACUCCAGUAUAAUGUCAUCUGCGUCCGCAGCAGCUGUUUACCAAUAAGGUCACAUUCUGAGGUACCUCUGGUAAGAGGUUGGGACUUCAACAUUGGAAUUUGAAAGGGACAGCAUUCAGCCCGUGACUCCGGAUAAACGUGAGGUAUGCUAUCAUUCCUAAUUCACAGAUGAGUCAGUACAAACUUGAGUGAGCUUGCUCACAGUUCCAUCAAAGGCAGUGUUCAGAACCAAGUCUUGGCAUUCAGGACAGGUGUCCUCUGCAUGGAAGAAUCUUACUCAGUAGCCUUAAGGCUGACAAAUUCCCCUCCCUCCCUGCCUUCUGAUGGGGGCUGGGCAGGCCAGCUGGAGCUGUGUCUCCUGCUGGGAUUUGGGACUGAGUGACAGUAGGUAGUGAAACCUCAAGCAAUUUAAAACGUGGUAUUGUUCCUGGAAGACUGGUUAUGUUGGCUAGGGUCAGCAAGAGAGGGCAUCAAGGCUGUAGUCUAGCAGUGACUUAUUCUGCAAGUCACACCAGACGGGUGUUUUGUAUUAUUCAUAUGUCAGAUCCUACCAACAGGCAGUGAGCCAGGCAAAGCUCCUGGUGCUCCUUGUCACUCACGUAAUUUUCACAUCAAGAAAACUCUGGGCCAGGCGCAGUGGCUCACACCUGUAAUCCCAACACUUUGGGAAGCCAAGGUGGGUGGAUCGCCUAGCUCAGUGACACCAGCCUGGGCCACAUGGCAAAACCCCAUCUCUACCAAAAAUACAAAAAAUUAGCUGAGUGUGAUGGUGCACGUUUGCAGCCCCAGCUACUCUGGAGGCUGAGGUGGGAGGAUUGCUUGAGUCUGGGAGGCAGAAGUUGCAGUAAGCCAAGAUUGCGCCACUGCACAAGCUGGAUGACAGAAUGAGACCCUGUCUCAAAAAUAAUUUAAAAGCCUCUGCCCCAAACUCGUUAAAAGAUUUUAUAACCACAACUACUGUUUCUGUGUAGAUGCAUCUGCGUGCCCAGGAGCAGUAAAUGCAAUAAAAUCAUUUGGUUAUACUUUGAACACAAACGGUUGAGGCUUUUGCUUUCUAAA